Messenger RNA from Symbiodinium necroappetens, 2146 nucleotides. The record is from the annotation of a GenBank genome assembly. NCBI's taxonomy places the organism in Eukaryota, Dinophyceae, Suessiales, Symbiodiniaceae.
GACAAGAUGUCAGCUUUCAGCUGUUCACAGAUGGCUCCGCCUCCAAGGACGGACAUAGGAGUGGCUACAGUGUCAUUGCCUUGUUGAAGGUUGGGGCUGUCUGUACUAUGGUUGGGAUCAUUGGUGAACAAUUGGUCGGCAAUGCGGACACACAAUGGCCGAGCACAGGGGCCCUGGCACUGGACGCAGAGCAAAUCGCUAUAGCAACGGCGAUCCUAUGGACGUUGCAAAUGCGUGCGCUAAUACCAAAGGUGCGCUGCCAAAUUUGGUUUGACUGCCAGGCUGCGGGAUACGCGGCAUCAGGACAAUGGACAGUGAUCAAUGACAUGGGCAGCCGCCUUCGCAACCUGGCUCUUAUGGCGGACCAAGUUGGCGAGGUGUCCAUUGAGUAUGGCCACGUCAAAGCCCAUGCUGGCAAUGGAUGGAAUGAAGUAGCCGAUGCGGUGGCCAAGGCCCUGUCUUGCGGCAACAUAUGUGCCCAGGGGCCACCGGACGAGACGGUGAAAGCAUUCUUGGAACUGGACCUAGCAUGGGCCGGCUUCAACCUGAGGGCUGCCAGAGAUGGGUCGUCCCGUGUUGCGGCUGGCCAACUAUGGUGGAACGAAUCACAAUUCCGCCCAUACCAACUGACAGUAAACCAACUUAUCCCGACCAGUGCCGAGGACAACAAAGGCAUUGGCACGACCGAGCAGUGCUUCCGAUUGCGAGCUUGCACGGCCAACGUACAAGGGCUCACGGGGCACUACAAGUACGUCGAGGAACAGUUGGACCGGAUGGCCAUGAACGUGGUUUUCCUUCAGGAAACAAAGGGGCAUAGUGGCAUAUGCCAGAGCAGUGCCUACCUCCGCCUCUCCACAGAGGCCUGCAGACACUUUGGCGUUGCGGUGUGGUUCCAUAGGAGGCUCGGCGCCAUGCAGAUUGAUGGCGUUCCCCUUGUGAUCCAGGAGGAGGACAUCGAGGUCCUUGCUGAGACCCCAAGGCUACUGACGCUGGUCGUAAGAAAGGACGGGCGCAAGUUCGGAUUCAUAGCAGGCCACUGCCCGCAUUCUGGGCGAGCGGAGGAACGAGAUGCCUUCCUGGAGCAACUUGCCUCCAUACUGCAUAGACUCAAGCGAUCACACUUGGUGCUUUGCGGUAUUGACCUGAAUGGAAGAGUUCAGGCACCGUACGAGCUUGUGUGCGGAACGCUGACCUGCGAUGACCCGGAUGCCACGGGCCAAAAAUUUACGGAGACCCUGGCAAGCGCGGGAAUGUGGAUACCCUCUACCUACAAUGAGCUCCACCAAAGAGAUCCAUAUACAUAUUGCCACCCCUCGGGCAAUGAAAGCAGGAUCGACUAUGUGGUGGUGGGCGGCCGGGCCAACAUUGACGGAGCAGGCAGUGAAACUUGCCAGGACUUUGACAAUGGCAGCCCGAAUGAGGACCAUCGCUUGGCCGCCUUGACCCUGGAAGGACGACUACAGUUGAGCCAAGGGAGGCCCAAGCUGUGGAGGCCGGUCUACGACAGGGACAAGUUGGCGACGCCCGAAGGCGCACGAGAGCAAGACGACAGACGUGGGGGCGCCUUCGCCGAGCAGCCUUUGAACAUUGGCAAGGCGGAGCAAAGCAUGACCUUGAAGGUCAUGAUAGCAGAGGCCAAGGACAAGUUCCUUCGGCAGGUCGCGGCUGAAGGACACCAGAAUGUAACGGCCGUGCUACAAAGAGCGAGAAAAGCUGGAGUGGGAGGCCGGAACCGGCGACCGGUCAGCCGACCCCUACCGAGAUUGAUCGACCCCAAAACGGGUGAGGUUGCAACAACGGCUGCGGAUAGGGACAAGAUUUGGCUCCAGUUCUUCGGAGAACAGGAACAGGGCAAAGUCAUCCCUACCGACAGCCUCAUACAACAAGCCGGUGAAUGGCAAGACCGGGGCGACUCGGAAUGGAGCUGGGAGCUGCUGCCAUCCACAGCGGAGAUUGAGGCGGUCUUCCGUCGGACCCCAAAGGGAAAAGCAGGGGGAAUCGAUGCGAUACCCAGCGACCUGCUGGCUACAUCCCCGGGGCCGCUAGCGCAGCUGCUCCAGCCGCUGUACCUGAAGUCCCUGCUGGCCGGAAGGCAGCCACUCCAGUGGAGGGGCGGCAUCCUGUAUGAGGCCUACAAGAACUCAGG